AAUAAAGAUAAGUUUUGAAAAGAUUUGUCAUAAAUAGAGCGUGUAUAUACAUUUAUUUAUCUUCGGAAACAUGGAUAAAAUAGGAAUAAUAAAUCAUGCAUCUUGAAAUAGAAUAGUCUAAAAGAGCGACGGUUGACUGAACCAUCGCUUCCUUUGAUCAUUCUCUUUAUAUCUUUACUUCAUUCAUUAUAUAUCUGUAUGAUUUCAUAAUCAUCUUGUUACACAUUCUCUUUUCACAUAAAAAAAAAAAAAACAAUUUCCUCUCAUUUCUAAAUGGCACACGUCGAUUAUAGCACCGGUGAUUCCUUCUCAACGCUUCAUCCUGACAUCAUCCAAACCCAAAUCUUGACCCGACUCGACGGUCCGACGCUUUCCUCCACCGCAUCAACAUCCUCUUAUCUCCAAACCCUCUGCAGGGAACAGAAGCUCUGGCAAGAACUCUCAGCCGCCACGUGGCCUUCUAUAAACGAUCCACGUGUUGUUAAAGCCAUCUCCUCCUUCCCUUCCGGGUACCGCUCCUUCUUCGCUGACUCGUACCCGUUCAGUGAACACACGUGGCCUUCCGAAAAAGACGAUCCACCGACCACUGGAUUAAUCUCAGCCGUUGACCUGUAUUACCGAGGAGAGCUAAUCUACUCUAAGGUCCAAGAGAUGGAAACAGAGAGUGGCAAAGGAAGUUGGUUCUUGUCGGCUCCGUUUCGGGUCGAUAUGCUCGACCCAAAAGAGUCGGUUAGCACCCGGAUUCGAUAUCCGGGUGGGGAUUACGAAGCGUGGGUGACAGAUAUGGAAGCGAGCAUGAAGCUCAACUGGAUAGUGAUCGAUCCGGUAAAGAAACGUGCGGUGAAUAUAUCGAGUAGGGACGCAGUUUCGGCGAAGCGGAACUGGUUGACCGGAGAUUUAGAGAUUAGAUUUUCGACGGUGGUGACGGGGAAGAGAGCGGCGGAGGUGGCGGCGGUUGUGUCGUGUGGAUCGGCGGAGACGUGGAAAGAGGUGGACGAGGAAGUGGGAGGAGAAGUGCACGUGAGGGAGGUGAGGUUGGGAGUAGAGGACAUAGAAGGAAAGUGUUUGAAAGGGAGGGAGAGUGUGGUAAUAUUACAAGGGUUGUUGGAAGGGAAGAGAAGUCGUAAAGAUGGAUGUGGUGAGGGGAGAAGAGGUAAAGGAAGGUAUGAGGAAUACGUGGAGAUGAAGACAGAGUGGAGAAAGAAAAAAGAGAGGAGAGAAAAAUUUCAAGACACUAUUUGUAUGAUUUUUGGGUUUUCUUUGUUUGUGCUUUUGUGGAGUUUUAUUUUGUUAAGAUAAAUAUGCUAAAAAGAUGAAACACAGCAUAAUACGAUACACAAGUUUUUUAUUAUCAA
Molecule: messenger RNA, 1355 nt
Organism: Brassica napus (rape)
Lineage: Eukaryota; Viridiplantae; Streptophyta; Magnoliopsida; Brassicales; Brassicaceae
Product: F-box protein At2g27310-like
Exons: 2
Coding region: 274-1299 (341 amino acids)
Molecular function (GO): protein binding
Source: RefSeq, a predicted model, not a curated record